AUGAGGACGUCAACAAUAGCGGCCGUCUCGGCUGGCACUGUUAUUACAGGAUUGCUAGCCUACGCAAUCUACUUUGACUACAAAAGACAGUCUGAUCCUGAGUUCCGCCGUGCUUUGAAAAGAGAUAACCGUCGGAUGGCAAGGACGAUGCGGCAAGAGAAUGAAGCCCAAGGAGCUCAGCAGAUGGCAAAGAUCAGACAGGCCGUCGCUGAUGCAAAGGACGAGGGUUUCCCAGCUGACCUUGAGGAGAGAGAAGGCUUCUUCAUGAGCCAGGUUGCAAAGGGAGAGGCACUAUGCACAGACAGCUCCUCGUAUAUUGAAGCUGCCGUAGCCUUCUACAAGGCUCUCAAGGUCUAUCCUCAGCCCAAGGACCUCAUUGCCAUCUACGACAGAACUGUGCCAAAGGACGUCCUCGAAAUAUUAGCCGAGAUGGUCGCCAUGGAUCCCUCAUUGAAACUAGGCGCUUUCACAAGUGACAGCGGUGCCGAGAGCGCCCACAGCGUCGAGUAG
Molecule: messenger RNA, 510 nt
Organism: Nannizzia gypsea CBS 118893
Lineage: Eukaryota; Fungi; Ascomycota; Eurotiomycetes; Onygenales; Arthrodermataceae
Product: mitochondrial import receptor subunit tom-20
Exons: 3
Coding region: 1-510 (169 amino acids)
Biological process (GO): protein import into mitochondrial matrix; protein targeting; tRNA import into mitochondrion
Cellular component (GO): mitochondrial outer membrane; mitochondrial outer membrane translocase complex
Molecular function (GO): transmembrane protein transporter activity
Source: RefSeq, a predicted model, not a curated record